This is a messenger RNA of Mizuhopecten yessoensis (Yesso scallop), 1652 nucleotides long. RefSeq lists its product as uncharacterized. Bases 237 to 1235 code for a protein of 332 amino acids. NCBI's taxonomy places the organism in Eukaryota, Metazoa, Mollusca, Bivalvia, Pectinida, Pectinidae. The record is from RefSeq and is a predicted model, not a curated record. The transcript has 5 exons.
UAGCAAGUGCUCUGAUUAUACCUCGAAAAUGUGACAAGUUCCUUUAUCUGCACUGUCGCUAUAACCUCUUUUCUUAUACAUUUUAAUAAAUACACAUACAUAUAAUUUUCAUGUGUUCUGCAGAUACUGUAUUAUUCAAUUAAUUUAUACUCUACACUUCAGGAUCAAUUGUUCUAAAGUUUACAAUCAGCGAGGCGAAGACACCAUUCGAAUUGUCCGCAUUGUACCUGGCAGUUAUGCUUAGGGACAAACUACACAACAAACAGAUUGUACUGAAGGAUGAGUCCGACGUACCUCUAGUAUUGAAGACUUCACCGACAGUAAUGAUACCAACGGAGAAUCAAAAAGAUACUCCAACAAUUCGUUUAAGUAGAGGACACUACCGAUUUACUGAAGGAAACGUGGCCAUUUUGAAAUGUGUUGUGGUCGCCACAGCGGACACCGAAUCUAUCCAGUGGUUCAGAGUAAAGGAUGGAGAAUCUCACGCUAUUAUAAUUGACAACGAAAAGUAUUUUGGUGGGUCACUGAAAUCUCCAUCACUUGCUAUCGCUGAUGUAAAGAAAUCUGACAGAGGAAUAUAUUUCUGUAGGACAAGGAAUAGAGCAGGUGAAGUGGAAAGUGAGAUUGCGUUUGUCGAAAUCAAUUGCAUUGUAAAAGACGCUUCUCAGCUGUCACAGCCCAGCCAGACGAGACGGCCAAGCACUGUCACUAAUACAAUUAUAAAGAAACAGUUCGCCAUGGCGUCAAAUGUGAAUGACGAGGUAGCAACUCUCCAUAACACAAUGGUGUUCAACAUAAGAACCGAAAUGUUUGGAGACCAAUUGGAGAAAGUAAAAUGUCUAUUUGAGGAUAAUCCGCUGACGCCGCUUGAUAUGUUUGAAAUUAAAAACAUUCAAACACUCUUCGAACGUCUAAUGAAUUACGAAACAAUUGAUUAUGGAGAUUACCAAAAGUUUGUAUCUGCGAUCAGGUGCAUACAUCCAAAGGUGUGUUCAAUGGUACAGGAGUGUGCUGUGAAAAUCAACAAACUGAAGGGUAACCUAGACGACCAAGAAAUCCAUCCUGACUUAGAACCCAUGAUAGGUGAGUCUUAUCUACUGGAUUGGACAUGGUUAGAGAAGAAAUGCAGCAGAUUACCCCUAAACUUGGACCAGAACAACAUGCAUCAUCUAAAGAGAUAUGAAAGAGUCUUAUACUUAUGUUUGAAUGAGAAUCUUAGUUCACCAAAAGAGUAACUCUUUGAUAGCCAGAUUGAUCCCCAAUCUGGUUAAGUUUUUUCUUUCUCUGUUUCUAUUCUCUACAGGGUAGGAUCUAGCAAUCAGUACAUCAGGUCACAUUCUGGUGUAUUUUAUUGCAGCCAAUCAUUGAAAUGUCCUCCAAAUAGUCUCAAUAUUUCAAACACAUGUAUUUAUUGUGUAAUUAAUAAUGACUUCUGUAUUAAAAGGUCACCAGAUCAUGAUUGUUGAUGCCAUGUCAUCAGAUCCUACACCGUUAAUAAUGUAGAGUAACAGAAUAAAAUAUUUAAUUGAUACGCUCAGCUGGAACAAAGUACCAGGGUGAGGUUAUGUGUUGGUGCUUCAUCUGUCGUCUUCUCUGUCGUACCAUCACCUUUUGAUUUAAAUGACAACUCCUUCCAAAUCAUAGAGCAUAAU